CCUCUCGGCCUUAGUUAUGAUGGAUUUUUGUCUUCGGACACAUGCCCACCCUCGAGGGGGUGUUCGUUACAUGCGACGAUCCAGCCUCUCAGCCUUAGUCAUGAUGGAUUUUUGUCUUAGAACACUUGCCCACCCUCGAGGGGGUAUUCGUUACAUGCAACCAUCCAGCCUCUCGGCCUUAGUCAUGAUAGAUUUCUGUCUUCGAACACAUGCCUACCCUCGAGGGGGUAGUUGUUACAUGCAACCAUCCAGCCUCUCUGCCUUAGUCAUGAUUGAUUUUUGCUUUCGAACACAUGCCCACCCUCGAGGGGGUGGUCGUUACAUGCGACCAUCCAGCCUCUCGGUUUUAGUCAUGAUGGAUUUUUGUCUUCAAACACAUGCCCACCCUCGAAUGGGUGGUC
Molecule: messenger RNA, 401 nt
Organism: Striga hermonthica
Lineage: Eukaryota; Viridiplantae; Streptophyta; Magnoliopsida; Lamiales; Orobanchaceae
Source: the annotation of a GenBank genome assembly